Molecule: messenger RNA, 1635 nt
Organism: Trichoderma asperellum CBS 433.97
Lineage: Eukaryota; Fungi; Ascomycota; Sordariomycetes; Hypocreales; Hypocreaceae
Source: RefSeq, a predicted model, not a curated record
AUGGAGAUGGACGAUGCUCCGCCGGACGACACAGAAUAUCCUCCCACCUACUUUGCCCAUCCGGAGCAUCGCCAGCUCAUGUUUGCUCACAUUGCCCUCAUGACACUGGCUUGGGUGAUUUUCCUUCCCGUUGCCGUCUUCUUGUCGCUGGCCAAGUCUCGCUACGUUCUCCCGUCGCAGUUCGUCUUCCUGGGCACCAAUGCGCUGGGCCUGAUCCUGGGAACUAUCUACAACGCUUCAACGCCGGAUCUGUUCCCCAACAACGCCCACCACCGCGUUGGCUGGGUCAUCACCUGGGUCGUCUCAGCGCAGGUCGUGGUGAGCCUGCUCCGGCGCGUUGGCGGGGCCUUCAAGGGCUCCGACAGCGAGCUAGCCGAAGAGCGCCGCUCCUUCAUCCCACUUGCCACGGACGCCCCGGAAGCUAGAAGCAACUACUACGGCGAUCGCCUGUCCAACGACAGCGGCCAGGGCUCGGAGCCGACCACUGAGUCCCUGCGCAGCAAUUCCAUCUCAACGCUGGGCGACCAUGAGCACCAGCCCAUGUCCACUUUCAACAAGGAAUUGGACGAGGAGGAGGAGGAUGACUUCGAUGGCCCAAUUAUGCCCAUGCCCGAGGUGAAGCCGCAGAGCAAGACGACUUUGAUGGCGAUCAAGGUGUUGUCUUCCAAGGUCUGGAAGUAUAUCGAUUUUGGAUACAAGGCUGUGGAUCGCAUCAUCCUGCCCUUUGGCUUUAUUGCGUAUACUUCUGGCAUCGCCACCUAUGGACGACUUUUUGAGGGCCCUGCAAUUUUUAAUGGACUCGCUCACUGGAUCAAGGGAGGAAUCUUCUUCUGGAUGGGUCUUCUUACGCUGGGUCGCUGGGCGGGAAGCUUCUACGAAUCGGGGUGGUCGUGGAAUCUGCGUCGUCAGAGGAAAGCUGGCCAGCGCUGGGUUCCCUCCGCGGAAUUCGUUGAGAGCGGUCUGAUUGCCUUCUACGGCGCCACCAAUAUCUUCCUGGAGCACCUGGGCAGCCAAGAUGGCGUCUGGAGACCCAGUGACCUGGAGCAUCUCUCCAUCACCGUCCUUUUCCUUGGAGGCGGUUCGGCCGGUUUGCUUGUUGAAUCUACACGAAUGAGAGACCUGCUAAACACCAUGGUGACAAUCCCAAGCCAAGUGGAGCCUUCCGACGAAGAGCGCGCUGCCCUCGAGUCUCCUGCAACUUAUGAGUUCUCCAGCAAUCCCCUUCCGGCUCUGAUCAUCCUCUUCCUCGGUAUCAUGAUGGGCGGACACACUCAAACAUCAGCGACAGGCACCAUGGUUCACAAGCAGUGGGGCGAUUUGCUAUUUGGCGCUGCGUGUGCCAGAAUGCUCACAUAUGUCAUCAUGUGGCUAAAGCCGCCCAAGUCGAUUCACCCAUCGCGACCCCCGACUGAGCUUCUGGCAUCGUUUGGCCUCAUUGCCGGUGGCAUUAUUUUCAUGUAUAGUAGCGCCGAUACCGUCAAGGGCAUGCUUCAUUACAAGAUCGAUGCUAUGCCCCUCUACACGAUGGUGUUGGGCGCAACAGGCUUGUUUAUGGCUUGGGAGCUUCUCGUUUUGGCUCUCAAGGGAUGGGCAAUUCGUAAGGAGCGCAAGUCUCGGGCACCUGCCUUUGCCUAG